UUUUUGAUCAAAGAUGGCGCAGUUUAUGGAGAUUGAAGAGUUGUGCAAAACCUGGGAGAAAACGGGCCGUAAUGAGUUUUUAAAGCAGUGUCGCUCUCAGAUUGCCCUGGCAACGAAUGAUGGCAUCGUAUCAGCUGACUCUCAAGGAUUACGAGAUGCUUUGUAUGGCAUCAUUUGGCAGUGCCUCAAAGGGGCAUUCAAACCGGACGUCGCAACAGCAGCUCUCGCUGAUGUUUCUCACAUGCACGCCGGCAUUGGUUCCCUUAUAGCAGACACAUUCAGCAUCAUUGAUAUUGAAACAGUGUGUCUGGAGACCAAAUCAGAGAGGGAGAUUCUAUUUGAGUUGUUGAAGCUGUGUGUUAAAAGUUUUCUAAGUGGGUCCAUGCUGAAGGAACGCAUGGAGUAUGAAACACUUGAAGAAAUCAAAGUCAUCCAGAGCAAGCUAACCUUCAGUCAAAAAUACGUACGACUUAAAACAAAGCUGUUCUACAAGCAGCAGAAGUUCAACCUCCUACGUGAAGAGAGUGAAGGUUACAGCAAACUAGGGGCGGAGCUAGCUCAGCUUUCAUGUGGGACCCAAAGCAAUCAUGAACAGCUACUAGAAAGUAUCAAAUCACUUAUAGGUUGCUUUGAUCUGGAUCCUAACCGUGUCCUGGACAUCAUCCUGGAGGCGUUUGAAUGUUCCCCACAGAUGGACCAACUGUUUGUACCGUUACUACAGAACUACAUGUGUGAACCGCUGACUAUAUGCCACGUUCUGGGCUUCAAGUUUCACUUCUACAAGGAAGAAAACAUUGCAACACCAGAUUCUCUUCAGAAAGUAGCUGCGUUGCUUCUACAACAUGAACUAGUGGACUUGGAUGACCUGUACCCACAUUUGAUGCCAUCAGACACAGAUAUCAUGCAAACCUACAAAAAGUCCAUCACAGAGGCUCGUCAGUUUGCUCGUAAGAUGACCAUUGUCCUGCUGUCUGAUCGAGAGAAAGAAGAAGAGCAAGCGGAGAAAGAUAAAGAGAACAAAGAUGAAAGGGCUCUAGAUAAUCAGAAGAUUGGUUUGAUUGAAGCAAUGCUGAGGAUCGGUGAUUGGUCUCAUGCUAAGCAACUCAUUGACCGCUUACCACACUUCAGUGCUGUGUCUCAUGCCCCAGUAGCUAAAGCACUCUGUGAUCUCGUCGGAUCUAUGAUUCAACCUCUCUACAAAGAUUACGCAAUGCCCAAAGGAGCAAAGAGUUCAUCCGUCAAUCCUCCAACCAACAGUAAAUCCAUCUCAGUCCCCAAGGCUCUCCUCCAGCUAAGCCCCACCUUCAGGAUAUGUAACUACCUGGGUCCGUACGCCGGCUCUCAGCCGGUCUUGAUUUGGAAGCUGGUACGACUUGGCAAGGUGGUGCUGAAUAAGAGAGCCUCGGCGCAGGAACAGGUUAAAGAACAAUGGGAGGAGGUUUAUCGCAACCUGUUAUCACUGAUUGAGGGCACUCUAUUACCAUCUAUGAGUACGCUAGACAGCAAUGCUUGCCUCUCAGAAGAGAUGUGGAGUCUACUUAAACUCAUGCCCUACAAUAUCAGAUAUUGUCUGUACGGUCGUUGGAAGAACAGUACCUACGCCGUCCAUCCUCCAUUGAUUCGAAUCAAAGCAACCACUACGGAUAGAGCCAAAUACAUCAUGAAGCGACUGACUAAAGAUAAUGUCAAACCACUGGGACGCCAGCUGGGCAAACUGAGUCACGUCAAUCCGGGAAUCCUCUUUGAAUAUGUAUUAUCCACAAUUCAGAGAUAUGAUAACUUCAUUGGACCUGUGGUGGACUCACUCAAGUACCUGACAUCAUUGUCUUAUGAUGUCCUAGCAUACUGUGUAAUCGAAGCCCUAGCCAAUCCAGAGAAGGAACGGAUGAAACACGACGACACAAACCUAUCUCUCUGGAUACAGAGUCUGGCCAGUUUCUGUGGGACAGUGUUCCGUAAGUACAACAUUGACCUGACUGGUCUGCUACAGUAUGUGACCAAUCAGAUGAAGGCAUGUAAGAGUUAUGAUCUUCUGAUCUUACGAGAGAUUAUCGUCAAGAUGGCCGGGAUUGAAGUCACUGAGGAGAUGACACCUGAUCAGCUUGAUGCGCUGGCUGGAGGAGAACUGCUCAGAGCCGAGGGCGGCUACUUUUCACAGGUCCGUAACACCAAGAAGUCGUCUCAGCGUCUUAAAGAUGCUCUCCUUACAGACAGCCUGGGUGUGGCACUUUGCAUGUUGAUGUCUCAAGAAAGAUUCCAUGUGGUCUUCAAGAAAGGGAUUGAUGUUCACGUCAAGUUGCUCGGUCAACUCCAUGACCAGUGUCAAGACACGUUGGUUCAACUUGGAGGAUUUCUUGCCAACCAGCUUGGUUCUGAAGACUACACCAAGCAUCUACCAGCAUUAUCCACCAUGGUGACUGAGUUUCAUCUUACACCUGAGUGUGCCUUCUUUCUCUGCAGACCAAUGUGUACGCAUGCAAUUAAUUCUAAAUUUGAUGAGUUUCGUAAGCUUGAUCGGUCAGCCAAUAGCAGCCAGAAGCUAUCUAGUCAACAGAAGAUGCAGUGUUACGUCAAGGCAGUUCAGACUGUCCUCAGCUCGCUGGUUGACAGUGUUAGAGAGCUACAUAUUCCCAAAGUAUGGGAUGAUAUCAGUCCCCAGUUUUACUGCACCUUCUGGACACUGUCCAUGUACGAUCUGUACGUUCCUGACAUGAGCUAUGAUAAAGAAGUCAAUAAGAUCAAACAACAGGUCAACAGUCUAGAGGACAACAAAGAUAUGGUAUCAACAAAGCGGAAGAAGGAACGUGAACGACACAACAUGAUUAUGGAGAAGCUACGAGAUGAGCAGAAGAAACAAGUGGAGCAUUGUCAACGAGUACUGGCUAGACUCAAGAGUGAAUGUGAUAACUGGUUCACUGCAAGGUCCACCAAGAACGAGACGAUAACUCAGUUUCUUCAGCUGUGCAUCUUCCCAAGAUGCUGCUUCACGGCCAGCGACGCCUUGUACUGCGCUAAGUUUGUUCUCACUGUCCACCAGCUCAAGACAUCGAACUUCUCAACGUUACUUUGUUACGACAGGGUGUUCCAGGACAUCACGUACACCUUAGCAAGCUGUACAGAGAAUGAAGCAAGUCGUUACGGUCGCUUCCUAAGUGAAAUGCUGAAGACUGUUCAGAAAUGGCAUAGUGACAAAGCCAUCUACGAAAAGGAAUGUGGGAACUACAUUGGAUUUGUGACUGUACUACGAGCAAGCGGGGCUGAGUCCAGCAACAAGGCCGAUCAGUUAGACUAUGAAAACUUCAGACAUGUUUGUCAUAAAUGGCAGUAUAAACUAACCAAGGCUGUAGUUUCCUGUCUAGAGUCAAAGGACUACACCCAGAUUAGAAACACGUUGAUCCUGCUAACGAAGAUUUUAAUGUACUUUCCGUUGGUGCUGAAUCUGAGUGUCGUCUUGGAGAAAAGAGUGGAUAAGAUUAGAGCGGAGGAGAAGGAUAAACGACCUGACCUGUUUGCUCUCGCUAUGGGGUACUCUGGACAGUUGAAGGCUCGUAAGUCUCACAUGAUUGCUGAAGAUCAGUUCCACAGUAAAGACGUUAAGUCGCAGUCCUCAUCGAGUACUAAGAAGAGUACAGCUCCUAGUACAGCGACUUCAGCAGACUCAGCAGGUACCUCUGGGGAUACCAAGACUGAUGUAACGGCUACUGCAGCUAUGUCUCAAGAGAGGUCAUCGGGAAGUAAGUCCUCUUCCAACAGCCACUCCUCCACGACCAAGAAAUCUUACAGUUCUAGCAUGAGUGGGCCCUUAUCAAUCAACAUCAAGACUGAAACAAAAUCGGAAACAAGGGAUGAUACAAAGAAUGACAGAGGCCACAAGGAGGACAAGAAGGAAGAGAAAGUCAAGAACCACAAAGACAAAACUCGCAAAAAAGAGGAGAAAGUCACCAGACAAGAGAAGACAACGCCCUCCGCUGACCGUAGCCAAGAGAAGGUGCACAAAUCCAAGCGGACUUCGGCUGGCGCUGAUGGAGAGAUUAAGGAGGAGAGGAAGAGUAGCGAGAGAUCUCAACGAGGCGAGAGUAUAGCAUCUAACUCCAGCCACGGCUCAACGGGGACAGCAUCUCACGGCUCAGCGGGGACAGUAUCUCAUAAAGCGUCUCCAGCCAGAGAGGCAACUGAUCGAGAGCAUAAACGACGCAAGAUCGGUCACCAGUCUCCAAAUACAAGCAAUAGCCAGGAGAAAGCAAAGGAAAGCGAAUCAUUGGAGCGAGGCGAACGGGAACGAGAAGGCAGACGAGAUAAAGAGAAGAAACCUGGAGAGAAGAAACGAGAUCACUCUGAAGGAGACAAGGAGGGACAUGAAUCCAAGAGGAGAAAGGAUGACGAACUAGGAAUGAGAAAGAAAUCCAGUUCACCGAGUGUGAGAGAAGAUAAGGAUAAAAUGAAGAUGCCAAGAACUACGAGCGUAGUUCGUCCCUCAAGCUCGGGGGAUGCUUCUACCAAUGGAGAGAGAUCCUCCAGUAAACAGAAGGAGAUGCCCAAGGAGAGUUCCAAGUCUCGUAAAGAGGGCCGAGGCGAGGAGGCUAGUUCCGAUAAACCGGUCAAGGAGUCAUCCAAGAGAGAUUCAAGAGGAGAGGAUGGGCGGAAGGAAGAGGCGAGAAAGAGUAAACGAGAAGCCAAGGAGGAAGACAGAGACGAAGACAGACAUCAUUCCAGCUCACGGAAGCGAAGACCUUGAUGAGCGGUUGCUUCAUGAAUAUUCAUGAAUUGGCUGCAGAUUGCGUUUAUUCUACUCGUCAUUGACGUUAACCAGGAACAACAAUUGUUUGUACACAAAGACAGAAUGAAGAGAAGUAUCUACUAAGAAAGACGCUGUAUAAAUUGCCUUUGAUGGGAACCAAACGAUCACUAAAUUUGCAAGCCCACCUUUAUCUGGAAAGAAUAUUUUUCCCAUCAGGUUAAUUGGAUUUGGUUGGUGUAGUCUAUUGUUGCCACUUGCCGGUGAAAUGGUUUGAGUAAAAGUUGGAUUUGGGUACUUUUCAAAAUGUCCACAGAUUUACAUUAAACUUACCUGGUUUGAA
Messenger RNA from Asterias rubens (European starfish), 5078 nucleotides. RefSeq names its product THO complex subunit 2-like. Bases 14 to 4735 code for a protein of 1573 amino acids. Gene Ontology annotation, molecular function: mRNA binding. Lineage: Eukaryota; Metazoa; Echinodermata; Asteroidea; Forcipulatida; Asteriidae. Gene Ontology annotation, cellular component: THO complex part of transcription export complex. The transcript is spliced from 36 exons. Gene Ontology annotation, biological process: mRNA processing; mRNA export from nucleus. The record is from RefSeq and is a predicted model, not a curated record.